Molecule: messenger RNA, 898 nt
Organism: Benincasa hispida (wax gourd)
Lineage: Eukaryota; Viridiplantae; Streptophyta; Magnoliopsida; Cucurbitales; Cucurbitaceae
Product: linoleate 9S-lipoxygenase A-like
Biological process (GO): lipid oxidation
Molecular function (GO): metal ion binding; protein binding; oxidoreductase activity, acting on single donors with incorporation of molecular oxygen, incorporation of two atoms of oxygen
Source: RefSeq, a predicted model, not a curated record
CAUUUCUUUCUCAUAAUCAUAAGGAGAGUAAAGAGAUGGAGUUGUUAUUUGGAAGAAGAAGAGAAAAUGUUAAAGGAGUUGUAGUUUUAUCAGAAGACACAAUUAUUAUUUCAGGAGCAAAUCAAGCUGUUGUUCCAUCCAAUCAAUCAGUACACAUAAGUCCUGAUGGAUUAAAUUCAUUAAACAUAAGUGUUUCAACCCUCAAUCAUUUAUUUCAUGGAGCCAAUCGAGUUCUUAAUGGAGCCAAUCGAGUUCUUCAUAAAUUCAGUGAAUCUUUAGGAGGAAAUGUUUCUCUUCAACUCGUUAGCUCUACCAAUCAAUCAUGGAACGGGAAAGGGAAGGUGGGAAAAAAAGUUUACCUUGAAAAGAGGAGUAGUAAAAUGAAAUGUUCAUGUGGAGGAGAUUUUGUUUCAUUUGAAGUAAAUUUUAAGUGGGAUGAAGAGAUUGGACUUCCGGGAGCUUUCCUUAUAAGAAACAAACAUUUUACCAAAUUCUACCUCAAAUCUCUUACUCUUGAAAAUGUUCCUGGCCAUGGAACUAUCCAUUUUGAUUGCAACUCUUGGAUUUACCCUUCUUUUAAAUCCAAACGCAUCUUCUUUAUCAACAAGGCAUAUCUUCCAUUUCAAACACCGGAGGCACUACAAGAGUAUAGAAAUGACGAGCUUAUAAAGUUAAGAGGAGAUGGAAUAGGAGAGCGUCAAGAAAGAGACAGAAUAUAUGAUUAUGAUGUUUACAACGAUCUUGAUGAGAAAGAUUUAGGUUCAGAAAAUGCUAGACAAAUUCUUGGAAACUCGAGUGACUAUCCUUAUCCUCGUAGAGGAAGAACUGGACGAGGACCUUCACCUCGAGGCAAGAUUUUCUUUUGAUUUUUGACAUACACAGAAGAAAAAAAAAAAAA